AUGCCGAUGCUGAAUUCUGUUCCGCUUGAAGGAAGAGCAUGUUCAUUCCUCAAGCGGAAACCCCUGGCAGAAAUCAAUAGAAGUCAAUGCAUCAGAGAACUCACACGGGAAAAACUGUUUUCAUGUUCAGAAUGUGUGAAAUGUUUUACAUCUAAAUCACGGCUUGUUGAACAUCAGAGAACUCACACAGGUGAGAAGCCAUUUCCUUGUUCAGAAUGUGGGAAAUGUUUUACUAAGAAAUCAAAUCUUGUUCAACAUGAAAUAACUCACACAGGGGAGAAGCCAUUUUCAUGUGCAGAGUGUGGGAAAUGUUUUACUCGGAAAACAGACCUUGUUAGACAUCAAAUAACUCACACAGGGGAGAAACCAUUUUUAUGCUCAGAAUGUGGGAAAUGUUUUUCUCAGAAAUCAGAUCUUGUUAAACAUCGAAGAACUCACUCAGGGGAGAAGCCAUUUUCAUGUGCAGAAUGUGCUAAAUGUUUUCCUGAUCAAUCAAGUCUUAUUCAACAUCAAAGAACUCACACAUGGGAGAAGCCAUUUUCAUGUUCAGAAUGUAGAAAAUGUUUUACUCAGCAAUCACAUCUUAGAAGGGGUGUUGGACAUCAAAAAGCUCAUUCAGGAAAUAAACCAUUUUCAUGUUCAGAAUGUGGGAAAUGUUUUACUUCUAAAUCAAGUCUUGUUAAACAUAAACAAACUCACACAGGAGAGAAGCCAUUUUCAUGUUCAAAAUGUGGGAAAUGUUUUACUGAGAAAUCAAGUCUUGUUAAACAUAAAAGAACUCACACAGGAGAGAAGCCAUUUUCAUGUUCAAAAUGUGGUAAAUGUUUUACUGAGAAAUCAAGUCUUGUUAAACAUAAAAGAACUCACACAGGAGAGAAGCCAUUUUCAUGUUCAAAAUGUGGUAAAUGUUUUACUGAGAAAUCAAGUCUUGUUAAACAUAAAAGAACUCACACAGGGGAGAAGCCGUUUUCAUGUUCAGAAUGUGGGAAAGGGUGUGUUCAAAAAUCAGAUCUUGUUAAACAUCAAAGAACUCACACAGGAGAGAAGCCAUUUUCAUGUUCAAAAUGUGGGAAAUGUUUUACUCGGAAAUCAGGUCUUCUUCAGCAUAAAAGAACUCACAUAGGGGAGAAGCCAUUUUCAUGCUUAGAAUGUAGAAAAUGUUUUACUCAAAAAUCAGAUCUUGUUCAACAUCAAAGAACUCACACAGGGGAGAAGCCAAUUCAGGGCAGUAAAUGA
Molecule: messenger RNA, 1236 nt
Organism: Hyla sarda
Lineage: Eukaryota; Metazoa; Chordata; Amphibia; Anura; Hylidae
Product: oocyte zinc finger protein XlCOF7.1-like
Exons: 3
Coding region: 1-1236 (411 amino acids)
Biological process (GO): regulation of transcription by RNA polymerase II
Molecular function (GO): RNA polymerase II cis-regulatory region sequence-specific DNA binding; DNA-binding transcription factor activity, RNA polymerase II-specific
Source: RefSeq, a predicted model, not a curated record